GACUGGUAAAAUGAUGAAGUGCACCGGCUUUCUAAGCCUCCUGGUGGUUCUGUUGGCCUGGAAUGGCAGAGUUCUGGCAAUAGAAACUGCCUUUGAUAUCUGGAACAAAUUUGGAGACGGUGGAGCUCUGCCCAAUGAUCCGGAACGGCUAAACGAAAAAGGUAUUUUGGUUCUCAAUCCCACUAACGAACUGCAGGACAAAAAUGAAGGUACGAUAACGCAAUUGAGGAAUCUUCUUGACAAUUAUGUGGGGAAAUUAUUAUCCGAUUUGCCCAAUACUCGGAAAAAGAAAAGGAGGCAAGCACUGCAGGAAUCACUGCACACUUUAACUGGUCUGAGUUUGAGCAUAUCCCCAUUGCAAAAUACCCUGUCGAACAUCAAGAACCAGGAGGAGCAACUUGUCCCAAAACUCAAUGUUCAGGAGGAAUGGAAGUUCUGGGCUGCCGCCAAGGUUUCGAGAGUUCAGGAGUCCACUAGAGGGCUUAGGACCGCGGAGGCUGUCUCCAUCACUGAAAACCUCAACAAUCGUUACGGCCUUCGAUUGCGCAGUUGUGUUGGUCUGUUUAUCUGGAACCAGAUUCGGUUUAACUUGGACUUGGAAAGCACCCUAAACGGCCUCCAAAUUUCAACUGGGCAGCUGAUCGAUGCCUCUGAAGGCUGUUCCAGCGUCAAGCCAAAAACGUGCCGCCGGGACGUGAGAAGAGCUAUCGAUGGCAUCCAGAAUGCUCCACAGAAUCUGCUGAACCUGCGGAAUGAGGGCAAUCAGUUGGAGGACAUCCAAAGGCAAAGCAAUCAGUGUGUGGAGAAAACUCUCAGGGAAUAUGCCGAGGAGCGGGUCGAGGUGGAGAGACAGCUGGAGGAUAUAAUCGCGGACUAUCGCGAAAGUGAAACACCCAGAAAAUAGGCGAACAUAUAACAGGGACAGCACAUAAACAGGACCUCUAUUGCACCCAAUUUUAAACAGAAAAAUAAAUAUUACAUCAAUAAUACAUCUUUUAUGAAAAAGAA
Molecule: messenger RNA, 1008 nt
Organism: Drosophila erecta
Lineage: Eukaryota; Metazoa; Arthropoda; Insecta; Diptera; Drosophilidae
Exons: 2
Coding region: 11-904 (297 amino acids)
Source: RefSeq, a predicted model, not a curated record